UUCCGCCCGCUCCUCGGAGCGCUCCGCGUUCCCUCAUACAUCCCGCCGAGAAGGGCGGAAUCCGCCUGGAAAUGCCGGGACUGAGCCUAAAUCCCCUGGGGACGGAUCCUAAUUUCCCUGGGAUUGAGCCAAAGCGCCCAGAUCCUGGAGCUUUUAUGCAUAAGGGCGGUACGGGAAAGGGCAGGUGCCCGGCCCCUUUCCCGCCCCUCAUGAGGCGGCUCCGCCUUUUCUUGGCACCGUUCCGCAACAGUUUCUGAGCUUGAACCGCCGCUGGUCCCGGGGCUCCUUCGCCACCAGAGCGUCCCCAAGGUGUCCCCGGUGACCAUGGAGCCCAAAGAGCUGUCCCCAGCCCUGCUGCAGCCACAGGUCACCGUAGUGGCCACCCUGGGUGAGCUGCUGGACACCCUGCACAGGAGGGACGAGGAGGCGAUGAUGCUCGAGUGCCCAGGGCUCCUGCACAAGGAUCUGGAGGAGUUCACCGAGGAGCUGCGGGUCACCCUGCACGACAUUGAGAACACCCCGAGGCGCCACAUUGUCCCCAAUGAUGAUGAUGGCGGUGUCACCUCCCUGAGCCAGGCCCUGGCUGCCUACGGGAGCACCCCACAGACCACCCGGGGCAGUGUGGCAAUGGCAGCCAGCGAGUGGCAGUGGUCGGUGUCUGUGCUUGUGUACAGCUGGGCCAAGCUGUCUAGGAAGGCCACCGAGCUCUGUGACACCUGGAGCAAGGUGGCCACUGAGGCAAUGACCACCCGGGCCAGGGAGCUGCAGGCCGAGGCUGCCCAUGAUGGGACAGCUCUGGAACGCAUGGGGGAGCUGGGUCAGGCCCUGGGUGGGGAGGAGGGGGUUGAGGUGGGGACCAGGACUGAAUCCUCCGUGAGGAGAGAGGCCAGGGUGGCUGCCAGCGAGGCAACAACGGCCACCAUGGAGAGAGAGCGGCUGGAGCCGGCCCUGGGGCUGCUGGAGCGCUUGGUGGCCGCGUGUCGCAAAGCCACCACGUUCCCUCAGGUGCUGCAGAGUGUGCUCAGGGACACCGAGACCACCCUGAAGGGGACAAAGAAGUCCCCUGAUGUCCCUGAGGACUUGGUGGCCAAGGUGGCCGAGGCCGAACGGCUGUGGGAGGCCAACGCCCACCUGGCCAAGGAGCACCUGGUGGGGAUAGCUGACGACCUCAUCCGCAGCUAUAGCAAGAGUGGCCAUACCAGCCCCAGUGCCUGUGGGGUGCCGAAGCGGUGCCAAAGAGCCAUGGAGGACAUCCCAAGGCUCCUUCGACUCCCAGAGCGUCCCCAGGAUGUCCCCGAGGAGUCCCUAGUGAGCAUGGAGCUCAAAAAGGCUUUUCCAUUACACUACGCCUAA
Molecule: messenger RNA, 1353 nt
Organism: Zonotrichia albicollis (white-throated sparrow)
Lineage: Eukaryota; Metazoa; Chordata; Aves; Passeriformes; Passerellidae
Source: RefSeq, a predicted model, not a curated record